This is a messenger RNA of Botrytis porri, 893 nucleotides long. RefSeq lists its product as uncharacterized. Gene Ontology annotation, biological process: SRP-dependent cotranslational protein targeting to membrane. The record is from RefSeq and is a predicted model, not a curated record. The transcript is spliced from 3 exons. Gene Ontology annotation, molecular function: 7S RNA binding; endoplasmic reticulum signal sequence receptor activity. The coding region runs from base 74 to 550 and encodes 158 amino acids. NCBI's taxonomy places the organism in Eukaryota, Fungi, Ascomycota, Leotiomycetes, Helotiales, Sclerotiniaceae. Gene Ontology annotation, cellular component: signal recognition particle, endoplasmic reticulum targeting.
ACCCCACACAUUUCAUCACCCCCACAAUCAUUGAUCGCAGCUUAAAAAGAGCAUCAUAACAACAGUUUACAAUAUGGUGUCGCAUUUAAGUAAUGAUGAGUUCUUCUCGAAACUCGCUCCUCUUUUUGAUUCCCGACGGGAAAAGGAUCAUGGUUCUGUCUUCUUAACACAGAAAUGUUAUAGUUAUGACUCAGCCUCUGAUGCUUCCACAACCGCAGCACCACCUCCCGGCGACGACGUCGACAUGAAUGCUCUCAACGAUGUCCUCACUGCUCAAUUUCCAGACUUUUCACGCGACGCCCCCAUGCCACUUCUCAUCCGUGCGACAAAUGGCAAGGGCAAAUCUAAACGUUCAGAUAAGACAAAACUAUCCACCGUUGUCCAGCCAGAUCAAUUAGAUUCCUUCUUCGCUAGAUAUGCAGAAAUAUGUAAAGGUGGCAUGGGUGCGCUGAAGAAGAGAGAUAGGAGCAAAGCAAAAGAGAAGCUUAAGGCAAAGAAAAGAAAGAUAGGUACCACUUCUGCUGUUGCUCCAGGAGACGAGAAGAAGUGAAGCAAUUGAAGUCAUUUUAUGGUGGACGAAUAAAGUGUCCUGGACUGGAUGUCGAUAUAUCCGGAGAAGUAGCCGAACAGCAUGGUAAAGGGCGUGGAUGUUUUGUUGUUGAUAUCACAGCAUGGCGUCACAUAUAUGGGAUUGCUGCUUUGGCCUCCGUGGAUUGGUACAUAAAGAAGCAUAUACUAAUCUAAUGCCAAAAGGGCAUGUGAGGCGUCUGCCAAGUUGUCGAGCCUCUAUUCUCGAGGAUUAAAUUCAACCACCUAUUCAAUAUUUGGCCAUCCUCUUGCACAAACCUUUAUACUAGAAUGACAACUAGUUAUCACGUCUUGUAUUCUGGAAC